AUGGAAACGGGGCCCAGAGGCUGCCCUAGCGUCAGGAAGGAACCGCAGGAAAUCUGCUCCCCUGGAUUACUUGUGUUCACUGGCUGCUCUGAGCAGGAUGCCAACUUGGCUAAGCAGUUUUGGCUCGGGGCAUCCAUGUACCCCACUACCGAAUCUCAGCUGGUGCUGACCCGAGGCAGCAGUCAGAGGCUACCGGUGGCGCGGAACUCUAAAGUCCUUGUGAGCGAGAGAAAUUCUGACAAGCCCUUUCCCUUUGAUCACAACAAGGAAGAGAUUCUCUUUGCUAAAGUCCAAAAGGCUCAGGAAUCUGAAGAGAAAGCAAACUAUCUCCAAAAGGCCAAGAAGAGAGAUGAGAUUCUCCAACUUUUAAGGAAACAAAGAGAAGAGAGGAUCUUGAAAGAACUGAUUUCAUUACCUUAUAAACCUAAGGCCAAGAUGCCCAAAUCAGAGGAAGUUUUAUCAGAGUCAGACCUGAAGGACCAAGAAGAAGUCAAAGCCUUGGAAUGAUCUGAUUGGCAUAUGGUAGCAAGUACUGACGUGUGUACACCCUUAAAGCAAGUUAUACCUCCAUCAGGAUCAGUAGGCAAAUGAUGUGCAGUUUCCCAGGAAUUUGACAA
Messenger RNA from Rattus rattus (black rat), 617 nucleotides. It is a transcript of the gene Hoatz, whose product is annotated as chromosome 8 C11orf88 homolog. Gene Ontology annotation, biological process: cilium assembly. The coding region runs from base 1 to 507 and encodes 168 amino acids. The record is from RefSeq and is a predicted model, not a curated record. The transcript is spliced from 6 exons. Lineage: Eukaryota; Metazoa; Chordata; Mammalia; Rodentia; Muridae.